AACAGGAUCGGGCACAUUCUAGUGGGCUUGGACAAGUCAGCAAGAACCAUGGUGUUGAAGGCAGCCCUGGUGUGUGUGGCGGUAGCGGCUCUCCUGGCGUACUACUGUAACGAACCUGUGCCACAGGGAAUAGCAGAGCCACAUAUGUACGCUAAAAUGACCGGAAUAAUUUUCAGAACAGCACUGAACCUGGGUAGAAUUGGAGAGUAUUUCAGCGCAGGUUCGGAAGCUCAGAUCUUCCGGUCCGUAUUUGAAGCAUGGAUGAACGUUGGCUUGAAAUUAAAGGGUACUUCGUACCGCGAAGGGCUGAAGUGCACCGACACCAUGUUUGACGGGGUCAACGUCCGUGUGUACGAACCCACGUCAACAGCACAGAGUGACACCAAAGCGCCUGGUCUGGUGUACAUCCAUGGAGGGGGUUGGGUUAUUGCUACUGUCGAUACCGUAGAUCCCAUGACAGCUCAUGUUGCCAAACAGCUCGGGGCGGUUGUUGUGUCUGUCGACUAUAGACGCACUCCUGAACACCUGUUUCCGACAGCAUUUGAUGACAGCGUUGCUGCUACAAAGUUCUUCCUCCAGAACGCAGAGAAGUACAACGUUGAUCGCACACGUAUCGGCAUCAGUGGGGACAGUGCAGGGGGCAACCUGGCUGCAGCCGUCACUCUCGCACUCGCUAAAGAAAAGGGACUUCCUAAGUUAAAGACGCAGGCGCUCAUCUACCCCGUCCUACAAGCCAUUAACUUUACCACGCCUUCCUACAUCAACCAUGGUCACCUCAACAGUCUAAGUAAAGAUUUAAUGGUAUCGUUUUGGCUGUGGUAUCUAAACAAUGACCUCUCUUUCAAGAAAGUGUUUGAAGCCAACAAUCACACAAGUGCGGAGCUUAAGAAAUCUCAGUACGCCGGGUACGUGGAUCCCGAAAUGGUCGACGUUAAACCGGUUAAGAAGGGAAAUCUCAAAUUUCCUGACAUUCCGAACAUCGCGACCAUUUUGGAUCCACGUUUUGCCCCGUUGAUGGCGGAUGAUGCUGAUUUGAAAGGUCUCCCACCGACGUACGUGAUGACGUGUGAGUAUGACGUGUUGAAGGACGAUGGUGUGAUGUACGCAAAGCGUCUUGGGAAGGCCGGGGUAAAGGUCAAUCACGAUCAUUACGAACAUGGCUUCCACCCAUUUUUGAUCUAUUUCGAUGUUUAUGAGUCAGCGGGGACAGCUAUGGCGAACUACCUAGCGUAUCUAAAGAAGAACCUUUGAACCUUACUCAUUACCUCCACGAAAAAUAGAGGUACAGUUUUUGUUGUGUCAGAGAUAUAGACAAUAAAAUGCAAAUUCUGCAAAUUGCUAGUUAAUUAGCACAAAUAAUGAGGAACUACUAUCUACUAUUAUACUGCUUUCCAUAAUAGGAUUUACAGUUCAUAUGCAUCGGUCGGAUAAGGUUUUAAUUAAAAAGUAACAUAAAAACAUAAAUACCCACGUUAAUGUUUCCUUUGAAAUUUUUUUCCAGUGAUUUGCAUUUAAUGUUUUAGUCCAUAUGUUAUAAAUGUCAGAAACAUAAGCGUAUUGUUGCUAAAUUUCGAUGUAUUUUGGCCCUUUUGCAUUAAUUAUGCAAAUUAAGGAAUUAUUUGCAUAAUUGGUAUCUGAUAAUGUUCCACCUGCCACAAACUACAUAUAUUGCAUGUAUUGAGUUCUAUAAAGGAAACACUGCAAUAACGGAUUUUUUUCAUUAAAUAUGCAAAUUUAGUGUCAGUUUGCAUAAUUUGCACUUCAUGAUGUGCAUCUCUGUCUAAGCUACCUACAUACCAAAUAUCAUGUAAAUUGUCAUUCCCUCCUUUAGUUAUCGCCCAUAGAAGAUUUUGACAAAAAUGGCCCUGCAGUUCCAGAGCAACCUGCUAGGGAGACCAAAUAUACACCACAUAUCCCUUAUGACACAAGCUAUCUGCCAUCCAAAAAUCAAGACCA
Branchiostoma floridae (Florida lancelet) is the source of this 1956-nucleotide messenger RNA. RefSeq names its product neutral cholesterol ester hydrolase 1-like. NCBI's taxonomy places the organism in Eukaryota, Metazoa, Chordata, Leptocardii, Amphioxiformes, Branchiostomatidae. Gene Ontology annotation, cellular component: membrane. The record is from RefSeq and is a predicted model, not a curated record. Bases 49 to 1251 code for a protein of 400 amino acids. Gene Ontology annotation, molecular function: carboxylic ester hydrolase activity. The transcript is spliced from 5 exons.